Mobula hypostoma (lesser devil ray) is the source of this 3639-nucleotide messenger RNA. RefSeq names its product sorting nexin-12. The record is from RefSeq and is a predicted model, not a curated record. Gene Ontology annotation, biological process: late endosome to Golgi transport; endocytic recycling. Bases 247 to 738 code for a protein of 163 amino acids. Gene Ontology annotation, molecular function: phosphatidylinositol-3-phosphate binding. The transcript is spliced from 4 exons. NCBI's taxonomy places the organism in Eukaryota, Metazoa, Chordata, Chondrichthyes, Myliobatiformes, Myliobatidae. Gene Ontology annotation, cellular component: retromer complex; early endosome membrane.
UUCAAGCACCCCUGUGACAGAGAGACGUCGAUGUUGAUUUAUCCCCUCUCAUGGGUUCCAGGGAACGGUCCGCCCGAUUUUCAGAACGCUGAAUAAGUAAUAUGUGCGGAUGAAUGUUGCGUUAUUGGUUUAUGCCGGCUGCGGGUGGAGUCUGUCAAUCUUUUGCAUUUUAAAACGCCUCAGACCGAGCGCUGGCGGUAAAGUAAGCAGAGCGGGGUUUAAAAUUUAAUCUGUCCUCUCUGGAAGAUGGCGGAGGCGCUCGGGGUGGCCGACACCCGCAGACUGCACAGCAAACCGCAGGAUCUGAACGAUGCCUACGGUCCCCCCAGCAAUUUCCUAGAGAUCGACAUCUUCAACCCGCAGACCAUCGGCGUCGGGAGGAGCAAGUACACCACUUACGAGGUCCGAAUGAGGACAAAUCUUCCAAUCUUUAAAAUGAAGGAUUCAUGUGUGCGCCGACGAUACAGUGACUUUGAAUGGUUAAAAAGUGAAUUGGAGAGAGACAGUAAGAUUGUUGUUCCACCAUUACCAGGAAAAGCUUUGAAACGACAACUUCCAUUUAGAAUGGAUGAAGGAAUUUUUGAUGAGUCUUUUAUUGAAGAAAGAAGAGUGGGAUUAGAACAAUUCAUUAACAAAAUUGCCGGUCAUCCGUUGGCUCAGAAUGAACGCUGCCUCCACAUGUUCUUACAAGAAGAAUGCAUUGAUAGGAAUUAUGUACCUGGUAAAGUGCGUCAAUAGGUCAGCUGGGUUCUUUGGUUUCUUCCUCACACACCCCCUCACCUCACUUCCAGUGAAUUGCAUUUAUUUUUUACACUAAAAUUAUAUGCAUUUAUAAUCACCUGUCUCUAACUUCAACCAUUCUAGAGAACACAGGUUUUUCAGAAUCAUAUAUUUGCAUUUUAAACACCUUGUGCUCUCCCAAGUUCUACUUGUGAAAUGUAGGUUCUGUAGUUCGGGAUUCUUGGUUUGAGUUGGACUGAAAACAUCAGAUUGUUGAGGCUUCCCAUUCCCCUUGUUGUGUUUCUACCCCAAGUCCAUGAUUUCACUUGAAAGGGAAUGGCACCAUUAAAGUUUGGUUUACUGACCUCCUGGAAGUCAAGUACAAUUUCUAGUUUUUGUAUGCUUGAUUUGACUUGUUUAAACUAGUUGUUCAUAUUGCAAAACUGUUAAGCUUGUGUGCCCUACAAAAUAUUUUCUGUUUUUGCUGGAGAACAAUUUGCUGAAGAAUCAAAGUUAUUUUUAAAGCUUUAACCUUCAAGGUAUCUUGGUAGAUUCCACUGAUUUGAGUACACGUGUUCUGAUUUCUUCAACUUUUUCUGUCAUGUGAUGCACUGAUUGGUUUUGUAUGGGCUUGUAAAGGGUGAUCCUCUUGGACCAGAUUUUGAAUUGUAAAAAUGCCUAAACCCCAAAUGAUGAAUUUUAAGUGCUUAAAACUGAGCCCUUGCCUACGGAUAACUUGUGUUGAUAUCAUACAUUAUAAAACUACUUUAUUAAAGGGUUAAUAUGACUGAAUGUUGACAACAUAUCUUUGAAUUUAUUUAUUUUAGUCCCUUUUUGGCCAAAGGUUCUGAGGGCCAGUAUAUAAUCUGGGAUUUUCCUUAAGGAGAUUAAGUAUUGAAUGUGCUGCAAUUGUUCUUUAGUGUAGUUGGUGAGUUUUACACUUUAUUGCAAAAUGUACAUAAGCUAUGUAGUCUUAAGAUGCAUCUUCAACAUCUUGGCAAGUAACAUUGGGUAACUUCUGUUAAAGUGAUUUUUGUUAAGUAUUCAGUGACUUUUAAUAUUCAACAUUCUUGUUUAAUGAGCAAUUGAAUCCAAGACUAAAAGGAUUGAUGUUGGCAAGGAACCUCCUAGGAAAGGAUUGAAAUGUGAUCUUUGGUUCCAACCAUAAACUCUAAACUGUAUCAGAUUAAUUUCUGGUUUCUCAAUUUUUUUGCUCCUUUCCAUUUUUUGCACUCUAUAAUUUUACACUUUGCUGAUUCACUAACGGUGCUGCUGCUUCAGCUUGAAAUCAUUGUACAGAUCUUAGCACGGAUUCUUUGUAAUUGAGGUCUUUAGCUGGUUUGAGAUGUAAGUGUGUUAAGCACUUGUAUUCUGAAGGCCUCCAAAAGAAACAUGGACAUCCUCUCAACAGCUAUUGUGUGUUGACUAUUAAUUUAAAAGUGAAUAAUCCUGUAACUAUGCCAGGUAAAUACAAUGGCAUUUGGUUAAGCCAUCUAGUUAAUAACAUUUAAGUCCCAAAAGUUAUUUGUAAGCAGACUCUGUAUUUUAAAUUACAAUGCCAGUUUAAAAAUUGAAGUUACCAUUGGUGUUAGCUUCAAUCAAUACCCUACUAUUAAACUGCCAUUUUUUUUUUUUUUGAUUUCCAUCUCUUCCCUCACCCACCCUCCCCAAACUCCAGAUUCUCUCUGUGGACUUCUAAUAGGGAAACAAAUCUGAGUCACCUGCAGUGCUUUGGAUGGAAAGGCUGUUGACCUGAAGACAAUUACAGUUGUUAGUCUUAAUGCUUCUGCCAUCCUACUGUUUUAUUGUUUUACCUUUUUUCUGGUUUCAUUUGCUUUGCUAUCCUGUUUGCUGCUUGUACUGGGUACUCUUGCAUCAAACACUUCUUCUACAGUAGUAAAUUGUAGCAUUUAGAACUGAAGAAGAGUUGUACAUUCAGUAGUUAAAAGUGAAAGGCUUGACAAAUGAUUUCAUCAGUUAGAGCAGAUGGAGAGGGGAUGUCUUCAAAUACAGAAGACAAGCCAGUUUGGUGACCUAAUUGCUGAUUUUUGGGUGUAUUCAUUAAACGUCUCCCAUUUUAGGUGUUUCAAUUGGAAUGUGUGAAGUUUAUUUAACAAUUCAGUUGGAAAUAAAAUUCUCACUUUGUCCCAGCUUGGAGUAUAACUUUCACUAAGAACCUUGGAGUUGAGAGUUUUUGAUGUAUACUCCUAACCGAAGAACUGGAGCACUGAAUGAAACUGCAGUGUAAGUAGGCAGGCCAAGCUAUUGGCAGAUUGGCAAUGGAGAAACCCUAGGUUACACACAGCUGAAAGGCAGUGAUCAAUUGCUUUAUGAGGGUGAAGAACACAAUGUACUGAAUCUUUCGGUUCUGAGUGGGAGAUGUUUAUAAUAUUUCAGGACCAAAUGGAUUUGGAAUAUCCAAGUGAUAACUGGAUGUGGAGUAGUAAUUGAAACAAUUGUACAAUACAUUGGAACUGUUCAGUUUAUACUUCUGGGAAUAGUAAAGUUGAUAACUCUGUAUCUGAUCUGUGAAUGGGUGUGCACUUGAAGAUCGAUUCUUUCAAUAUUGGGGUGAUGCUUUAGAAGAAUCUUUGCCAAAGAUCAAUGCGAAGUGCAGUCUGUCGCUGCCUCCAGAAACCAGAAAUCAAUCUGAUUUGUUUUAUUUAAUGAGUAAACCGGCAUGGAGCUGACAAUUUAAUCUUGAUAUUCAGUAUUGUUGCCAAUAAUGUGCCCUCCUGACCUAUUCAACACUUAAAACAAGAGUUUUCUGUAAAUUCACUUUGUACUAUUACAUUGGUUUUAUCUAGGUGCUUUUUGUGUCAGUGGGGAAAGGAUUACUUACUAUAUUGAGCAGCUUUCUCUUAAUCUAAACAGAUGUGUCCACUUUUGCAUUCAUAAUAAACCACUAUAAAAUCACAA